Fukomys damarensis (Damara mole-rat) is the source of this 367-nucleotide messenger RNA. RefSeq names its product ribosomal protein L38 (gene Rpl38). Gene Ontology annotation, cellular component: cytosolic large ribosomal subunit; ribosome. Gene Ontology annotation, biological process: protein-RNA complex assembly; translation. The transcript has 5 exons. The coding region runs from base 109 to 321 and encodes 70 amino acids. NCBI's taxonomy places the organism in Eukaryota, Metazoa, Chordata, Mammalia, Rodentia, Bathyergidae. The record is from RefSeq and is a predicted model, not a curated record. Gene Ontology annotation, molecular function: structural constituent of ribosome.
GCUUAACUGCCCGGAAACGGAAGUUCGUUCUUUUGCGUGGUCUUCUGUUCUCUCCGGUGGCUGUCUUUCUGUCGGUAGAGAUCCGCGCCCUCUGAGCGCCUCGUCGCCAUGCCUCGAAAAAUUGAGGAAAUCAAGGAUUUUCUACUCACAGCCAGGCGGAAGGAUGCCAAAUCCGUCAAGAUAAAGAAGAACAAAGAUAAUGUGAAGUUUAAAGUCAGGUGCAGCAGAUACCUUUACACCUUGGUCAUCACAGACAAAGAAAAGGCAGAGAAACUGAAGCAGUCCCUGCCCCCAGGCUUGGCAGUAAAGGAGCUGAAAUGAACCAGCCAGACUGAUGUGAAGUGUAUUAAAAAGCUUUGAAAUUCUA